Messenger RNA from Leptosia nina, 597 nucleotides. The record is from the annotation of a GenBank genome assembly. Lineage: Eukaryota; Metazoa; Arthropoda; Insecta; Lepidoptera; Pieridae.
AUGGUUUUUCUUCAAAUCGAGCUAGAAGCGCCAAAGCCGAGACCGUGGAACGCGGAGAGAGAGCCGAGGGAGGCGUACGAGCCGAGAGCAGUGGAAUACUUUGAAUAUAAUGGAAUACGCUCGAUUGCAGUAGCGGUGCGCGCGUUUCAGUUGGCGCACAACGACUGGCGCAGACGAGGCGCGCGGUGCGACGCAGCGGGCGGGCGAACGAGCGAUUUCACCGCUGAUAUUGCGACGGCACGUCGCUCGGAGCCCGACCCAUAUUAUAUAAAGUCCCGCACCGACCUGCGACGCUCGAGACUACUUUAUCGCACAAUUACGUCGAACGUAUUAUCUCUAUCUAGUUAUUAUGUCCGGUUCUUGAAUAAACAUCCGAACUGGAUCGAAUACUAUAGUAGAAAAGCGCUAAGCGAAGCGAGAAAAUUACUUUUCGUAGACGAGUGCCGAAUGCUCGUGCAGUGCUGGAAGCGCUUCGUUGGUCGCGCGGAGGCGAGGGCAGGCGGGCGAGCGGGGGGCCGCGCGGCCGGCUCUACAGAGAACCGUCCAACGCUAACUCGACCAGUUAGUUAUUUGUUCGUGCACACUAGCCUUUUGUAA